Sordaria macrospora k-hell is the source of this 2871-nucleotide messenger RNA. Lineage: Eukaryota; Fungi; Ascomycota; Sordariomycetes; Sordariales; Sordariaceae. The record is from RefSeq and is a predicted model, not a curated record.
AUGUUUGCCCGGAGUAACUCGAACGAGCGUGCCUCGCCCAAAAAGGGCUCUCCGCCAUCGCCUUCUUACAUGAGCAGCGAGCAGUUUGCCGCAUAUCUUAAAGAUCUACGCUCCAGUCGACUCAACAGGCCUGGUGGUGCACGUCCACUGCCCGCUUCGAAGCGCGAUACUGCCUCUACUGCUGCUUCUGCUGCCAGUCCCUCGCCUAGCAGCCGCCCAUCUUUCACAACCGGCCCUCGCGUCUCCGAGACCGCCUCCUCUCCCGUCCAGAAUGGCACUUCAGAAGCGAACAAUGCGUCCAGCCCGACUCGCGAGCUGUCCCCUGGCCGCAACUCCAUGACCGCCAGCGUUGGGUCCAAGUUUUCAAACGUCACCCGAGGUAGGGAUUACUACCCGGACGGUCCAACCCGGCCCUUGAAGCCGUCAGAGGUGGUGCCCUCGGCUACUUAUAUCGAACGCGGCCAGAGAUGGAUGGAGAAGGAGGAAGCAGUUUCUUUGCGUAAGGCUAUGGAGGACAUGGACCUAAAGGGACACAGCAAGAGCGCCAGCGGUGGCCCACUGGUCAGGCCGGAUGUUGGCGCCGGCUCCGGCUCCGGGACCGAUGAGGCUCCAGAACAAACUGAGGAGGAAAGGCGUCUCUACGAAGCCGCGCUGGCUGAGGCAGCUGAGUUGGUAUGGCAGCACGAAAACCCCGGGAAAGAAAGGCCGCCCGAGCCAGGCACCCCAUAUCGCUAUAGGCCUCACUUGCGCAAAGACAGCUACGCCCAUGCCCGCACAGCCAGCGUCAAAUACGGGAGCGACGUGGCCCCUACUGGUCUGGCCAGAGGUACGAGCAUGUACUCGAUGUCAGGAAGUUCUUCGGAUGGAGAUGAAGCAGCACAAGGAUCAACUCGAAGCCCAGUAUCUCCCGCUUCAGCUCGCCCGCUGCCUUCUAGGCUGCCGGAGACACCCAAGGCGAGCCACGAGCGUAUGCGAGACGGCUCCCCGGAAUCGGGUAACUCCAAGUCGUACAGCACUUUUUCGGGUAAUAGUGGUUACGCACGGAGUGGUUCCAAGAAGAACAUAUUUGGUGAGCCCCAGAAGUCGUUCCCAGGUGAAAAGAUUUCGGAGGAAUCAGAGGCGCGGUCAUCAUCUUCUAGCCUGGAUAACUUUGCACCAACCAGAACUCCUGAGCAGCUGGGAGCGAAGCCCAAGAACCCCCUAGGUCGUACGGCCGAUCUAGGCGAAAAGUAUGAGAUUCACCGCAACCCUGUCACACAAUCUCGCAACCCCCAGUACACUACCAACGUACGCCCCGCUCUGCCCUGGGAGAGAAAGAAGGCGCCGGUGCAGGAAGAGAUUCCUCGAAAGCACGGCAUGGAGAUUCGCAGCGAUGAGAUACGGCAAGCCACAAGCAUGAAGCUGAAAGACCGUAGCGUCAAGCUACCCACGCCGUCUGCCGUCAGUGACAAUCCCGGUCGACCCAUCGUAAGCUUUGACAGAACAUGGAAAGCUCCAGAUGAGGCUGCUGAUGAUACGCCAGAAGGACCGUCGAGAUUCGGCAAGAGUGACGACCGCUCGACGCCGCUCGUCCCUGGACGUUUCCGCACCCAGCAGUCGCAGCAACCCCAAGAAGAGCCGCUGCAGCCGCAACACCAACACCAACACCAACAACAGCAGCAGCCGCAACAGCAGCGAGCACUCCCGCAGCAACCCCAACGAUCACAACAACAACAACAACAACAACAACAACCAAGACAGCAGCCGGGCUCGACGCCGAACGUCCCUGUUAUCUCUGUUUCGAAUGGUUUUUCAACCCCACCGUCGUCGUCGUCGCCAACAAGACGCCCACUCCCAGUCCCAGCCCCACCCAGUAUUCAAAUAAAUGGGCCGUCAUCUUCAUCAUCUUCUAUCCCUUCAAUAUUUAUUCCCUCAAUGUCUGUCCCCUCGAUCGCUGUCUCAGAGCCGGCUAAAUCAUCGUCAUCAUCAUCUAAUAUCCCCCAGAUUGUCCUCCCCGGCGGAUCGGACGAUGAUGGACCUAGCAUUCCCAUGAUUGUCACGCCCGACGACAAGCCCAGCAACACGGCCAACAGCAGCAGCUCUCGACGCCCGCUUCCCACCCCGGGAUCCGGAGGUCGACACAUGCCAGCUCGGCCGCGCAGUCACUGGUCACCGGCCCCCAAGCCAGCAGGCAGCCGCGCCACCGCUCGCUGCCACGAGUGCGGCAACUUUAUCGAGGGCCGCUUCGUCUCGCUGGCGGGGAUGACAGAGCGCUUCCACCCGCAAUGCUUCGCAUGCUACUCAUGUGGCACGUCACUCGAGGCGCUCGAGAUCUCUCCGGAGCCAGAUGAGCACCGGGCGGCGCGUCUCGAGCGCAUCGCCCGACGGGCCGCGGGCGAGCACCUCCCCGAGACUCCCGGGCAGACCAUGGCCGAGGACGGGGACGCGCGCCUCCGGUUCUACUGCCACCUGGACUGGCACGAGCUGUUCGCGCCGCGGUGCAAGCACUGCACGACACCCAUCAUGGGCGAGCACGUGGUGGCGCUGGGCCACCACUGGCAUUUCGGCCACUUCUUCUGCGCCGAGUGCGGCGACCCGUUUGAGCGUGGCAUGACGCAUAUCGAAAAGGACGGCUAUGCGUGGUGCGUGUCGUGCCAGACGAAGCGGACCGAGCGCAGGGCGCCCAAGUGCAAAAAGUGCCGCAAGGCGGUCAUCGGCCAGUACAUCAGGGCGCUCGGUGGCGAGUGGCACGAUGAGUGUUUCCGGUGUGCCGACUGCGGAGGCGGGUUCGACGAUGGGCAGAUCUUUCCCAGGGAAAGGAGGGCCGGUUCGGUGCCGGGCGAGAUGGUUGUGCUUUGUACUGGGUGCAUGGAGAGGGAGUUGAAAGCAUAG